UAUUGCUGCGGAUAGAUGUAGUAUGAUAUGCGCUUGAUGUCUUAUGCCAUCUCGAAGUUACCAAUUUAAUGGCAUUGAGUAGGAUUUGAGAUUCUCAAUGCAUCAGGGCGAUGAUGGAGGCGGAAAGUGCCUCUGAAGCAUCGAUAAUCAUUUACCAGACUACACGGCGCUACAACUCAUUUCAUAGCAUAGAAUCAUCAAUCUGUGUUCCUUCGUCCCAUAGUUCAACAGAUAUCAGCAGUAUGAAGUAAUUUCGUGUGUGUAGGAUUACGACGUUGUCUACACUGAAGUGCCACUUGAAUAGACUCAAAUAUCGUAAAUAGUCAUUUGUUUUAUGAUUUCCUUGUUUUAUAUAAACGUGUACGACAUAUGUUCUUUUAUAUAUGUGUAUUUAUCUCUAGUUUUCCCGCUAUUAAUGCUACUUCCUAUAUUUAUAUUGUACUGUUUUUGACUAUUGCCACGUCUAGGAGAAUGGAAACUUCCGGCUGAGGUAUUUAAUCGUAUGGAACUGUUUAUAUUGUUUGUACGAAAUUUAUUAGCAGCGGUUUUUCAGUUCCACCUUGCCAUGCUCAGUCGAUUUAGGAAUGCUAUCUUUAAUGUCGUCGGAGGGCUUGAGCCGUUACCAGUGUUAAAGGAUUCUGAUAGCUCUGAUGACAGGACUUUCGCCCCAAAAUUUCCGUAUAGCAGACCACACUUCCUACAAUUCCAUACAGAUGAAGAGAUUCUAGUUUCGGCAGACCAUCACAUUCGCCCGAUUAUUGUACCGAGAGACAUUUCCAAGCUGCCAUGGAACAGCGGUUAUGCUGAAGCAGUAAAUGCUGGAAAGUCUGUCUGGAAUGAAGAUCAAGCCUGCUUAAGACGGGUUAUGCUGGAGCGUCCUGAAUCAAGAGACAGGAGCAUGAGAGGUGUCAGACGAAACUUUGAGACACUCCUGUCAACCUCAGAGCAAUUGAAUUCUGCAACAUGCCUGCCUUAUGUUUAUUUUUCUCUCUUUGAUGGCCAUGCAGGCGUAGGAGCUGCAGUAGCCGCUGCCAAUCAGCUUCAUCAUAUUCUGCAUGAGAAAUUGGUGGAUGUGAUUGAUCAUUUGCUGCCACCUUUAGAAGGUUACAUACAGCUAGAGGCAUCAGCAAAGAGUGGAGCUGCAUACUUCAUUCCCGAGAAAGAAGUGACUAAUGAGGCACUUAUCAUUGGAGCUUUAGAAUCAGCAUUUUGGGAUAUGGACCAGUUAAUUGGAGAAGACAAACAGAAGUACAAAGUCAAAGGUGGCUGCACAGCAUUAGUUGCAUUGUUCAUCCUUGGAAAACUGUUCAUUGCUAAUGCUGGCGACUCACGAGCAGUACUGUGCAAAAACAGACAUGCCAUUCCAUUGUCAAAUGAUUUUACGCCAGAAACCGAAAGGCAGAGAGUUCGACAGCUGGCUUCACUGCAGCCAGAACUCCUAGGUGGGGAAUUCACCCACCUAGAUUACAACAGAAGGCCAAACCAAAGAGAUUUGGGAAAGAGGAUUUUGUAUCGAGAUGCCCACAUGACAGGUUGGGCUUACAAGACUGUGACACCUGAAGAUCUAAAAAUUCCUGUUGUGUAUGGUGAAGGAAAGAGGAGUAGAGUCCUUGCCACGAUAGGAGUAACCCGGGGAUUUGGUGACCAUGACUUGAAAGCUCUGAAUGCAAAUAUAAGAAUAUGUGCUGAAGUAAUUUAUGUAUUUCAGGUCCAAAUUUUGGAUAUUCAGGAGGAGCGAAUAAAGGAUUCUGAUGUUCUUAUUAUGGGCACUGAUGGACUGUGGGAUGUGACCAGCAAUGAUAAAGCUGUGGAAAUUGUGCAGAGAAGUUUGGAUCAUUUCCCAGCUAAUGAUAAAUCUCGUUUGAAGUAUAGGUAUACAUCUGCUGCUCAAGAUCUUGUCAUGCAUUCACGUGGUAAGUUGUAUGAAAAGAACUGGAAAACUGCUGAUAGUAAACCUGCUACCAUUGAUGACAUUUCUGUGUUUGUUAUUCCAUUGGCACCAUAUAAGGAAGAAUACAUGGAGUGGAAACAAGAAUAUGAAGCUAUUCGUGGUAUUUACGAAACUUCAUGUGAAAGUAGUGAAGGAUUUGGAAAGCUGUCACUGAAGACAUCUCCAGUGGCAACAGAAAAAGCUGUAAAUAGGGGCUUAGCUACAGAGAAUAUUGUCAACAGAGGUUCAUUACACAACAGUUCAGGUGACUCAGCCUCUGUCAUUCCAUCAUACAACAGUGACAUUGCCAUAAAUAACGAUGAGAAAAUAUGUGCCCUUUCAACUGGUGAGGAGAGUAGUUUAUCAUUUAUAGAGAUUGUUACAUCAGGAGAUAAUUCAUCUUCACAUUACAAUCAUGAUGUUGAAAUAAGAGUCAUUCCUUCUUCAUCAGAAGACUGUACCACCAGCAGAGAUGAGAAGGAAGACUGUAUGCCAGUCAAUACCCUAGCAUUAGUCACGGAUGCAAUACCUCAGCCAAAAUAUCCCUCACAGGAGCCCAAUAUGUUAACACAAAAGUAAAAAGGAAACUUCUAUGAACUUGUUUCAAGGCUUACAGUAUCUUGGUAUUGUGUGUGAAUAUGCUUUGGAUGAUAAUGGUAGAUGGAAAGGUUACCCUCAGUUUUCACAAUUUUAUGUAGUGUUCUCCAAGUCAUAAGUGAAAUGCAUUUGUUCUCUGCACAUUUGGAUUGAAUUUCUUGCAUUUAUGUGAAUUAAGUUUUAUAUCUCAGAAGUAUGAAAGCAUAUAAUGAAUCUAAGUUUUGAUUGUAUUGUAUAAUAGAAUGAAGCCCCAUGUUUGUGCUACAGAUGAAAAUAUUCUUUAUUUCAGUCUAUUUUACAUUAAUCUGCUAUUGAACAACCAUACAUCUACCUUACCUUUACAUUGAUUCUAGAAAAUUAUCAGAUCUGUAGUUUUUUAACUGCUUCCUUAAAACCAAAUUAUAUGUUAUGGGUUCUACUAAGUUUCAAAUCUGAGUAAGUUCUGUUUAUGUAAUAUUGGGAAACAUUUCUGUAAAUGAUAUAAAGAUGUAAAAGUAUGAUAAAUAAGAUUGUAACAUUUAGAAGGUUCCCGAAGAUUUACCCAUUUAAAAUAUAUUAAUUGAUCCCAUCGUCCUCCACGUCACUAUCCAUCGUUUCCGUGGACAUGUGCACAUAUGCGUGCGUAAUAUACAUUCAUUCCAGAAUAAUGAUAUGCCAUUUGUUGCAUUUAUAUUGAUCUGAUUUUAAGAGUAAUGUUGUAUGUGUAAUCAUAGUUAUAUUUUGAUUUUAUUGAUACCAGUUUGCUGUGCAUGUGAGUAUUGCAUUCAGGUCCUGAAUUAUUCAAUUUUUUUUAUUUCAAUGUCCAUAAUGCUUUUGCUUUAAUUUAUGACUGAAAAAAUACUGUAGCAGUUUUCUUAAAAUUUUUGAUUGGUUUAGUUUUACUAGUAAUACAUGCUGCAGUAGUAGCUGUACCAAACUUCAUAAAAAAAAUUUAAAAUCUUAUAGAUUUCUAACAUUAACUAUAAAGUGCAUUGAACGUGUUGCUCUUUUGGCAUAAUAAAUUGCAUACUCGGUAUCUGAUUCAUGGUCUAGACAAGAGGCAGCAACAUUCUCAUUACUAUGGGCAAUCUUUGUCAGAGGUACAAACAAAUUAUGUCAUCGACAGUGAGUGAAACUAUAUUUAUUUAACUUAAAAGUCUAGUUAGUAUUCACUUGAAAACAUGCAAUAGCUGUAAGUCUAUUAGUAAUACCACGGUAAUUUCUGUAUUCUGUUAAAUACCAUAUGGUUCGAAUAACAGAACAGGGCAACUUUGUGCAAUAAUGUGAUUAUAACAUAACCUUAUAUGUACAAAAUUGUUAUUUAUAUUAUGAUUUUUUUCUAUUGUUUGCUGUCAUGUAAUGUCCAGAAGCAUUACAGGUUUGAUAAAUACUGGGGCAUGGGUUUUUAGAGAGUAAUUGCUUGUCAAGUGCUUCACAUGUGUAUGGACCUCAUGGUGAUUGUAGAUGAAGCAGGAGUGACUGGUUAUCAACCAUUGUCUGGAGAGACCAGAAGAACAACAUUAUGAUGUACAGGAGAACAUAUAUGUAUUCAGGUAACCAGGACUAUGAUUUGAGAAGCUUCAGACAUUAAUUCAGGAAAUGAUUAAUUGUAAUAGUGUGGAAUAAAUCCAUCUUGUAUGUUUAAGCAAAGAACCCACUGUGUAAUCACUGAUAAUGUUGCAAUAUAUUUACACCAGUGUUCCUCAGUGGCAGAAUGCUUUUGCCACACUCACAAUAGCUAAUUCCAAAAUUGUGUGACAGGCUGCACAAAAAUGUUGAGAGGGUUGCAUGCGACCUGUAGGUUGCUGACCCCCUGGUCUUGACUUCACAAGCAGUGAUUCAAAAGCAGCAUUUCAAGUUCUCAGGGUUUAGUAAUUGUCAUAUAAAUAGGAAAUUAUGAACAUAAUAUAGAAUGGUUUUGUUAUUUCACAUACUUAUGGCAAAAGACCCUAAAACUAAUUAUGGACUAUCAAUAAUACUAAUAACUGUAAUCCUUUCACUGACAGUGAGGUUUGUUGGCUUUCAUAGAAGCCCUCAUUUUAUUUAAAGUAGUAUGCCGGACUAGAAUAUUUUAUUACUCUGCUUGGUACAAGUCUUACUAUAGCAGUUAAGUAGUAAUGGCUGUGAACUGUUCUGUGCUGUGAUCCAAAAUUGUAUUUUGAAAGCUCACUUCCAGAACUUUCGUUACUGUUCUUUACACACAUUACAUUAUUUUGUUUUGCUGUUAGGGAAGUUAAGAUAUUGUAAAAUAUACUGUGAUUUCACAUUUUUUUGUCCCCCCCCCCCCCAUAAUGCUUUUGAGUAAUGAAAUUUCAUAAUCCAUUCCACUGGGUAUAAUUUAUAGAAUUGUGUUUGACAUUUUAGAUAUUAUUAUUAUUAUUACUGUUAUUAUCACCACCAUCAUAAUCAUAUGUAUUAAUUUGACCUAAUAUUAUACUAUAAGUAAAUUUCUUGUUAUUUGUUUUGGUUAAUUAUAUAUAAGGGAAAAUUUAUCUUUGUAAAUAAGUUUGGUACGUUGAAUAGUUUGUCCUGCCUUGACAGACCAGUAAUUUAUGUUUGUGAGAUUGUUAAGUAUGUAUGUGUGUAUGCAGCCAUGUGAUUUAUAUGUGAAUAUGUACAUAAUUCACUUUCAUUAAUGUAAAUUUUAAGAGAAGUUGAGUUAAUGGCAAAAUUGAAAAUAAUUUUCUGUUGCACUAAAAAAAUGUUUUGUAAAAUUUCAGGUUCUCACAGUGAUGAGUAUGAAGAUAGUAGUCUUCUGGGAUGUUGUACAAUGUAGUCUGAUUGAUAUUAACUGAUAUUUCAGCCUUCAUCAUCAUCUGCUCUGAAACAAUGGUUAAAAUCUACCAGACUACACAGUGCAACAUUCCAGAAGACAGCCAACUUUAAGAAAAUGUUAUAUCAUGUAUCUGAAAUACAAAGUGUUGAGAGUUCUUUUGUACUGAUAAAAUGCCAUCCCACAUUUAUGGCUCUAUUUUCCUUGCAAUUUACAUAUAAUGAAAAAAAAAAAUAAGGAGAAACAAUUUUUAUUUUAUGAAGCAAAUUCUCUUCAGUUCUUCCACCUUUAAUGGAUCUGUAUUAUUUGAAAUUCUUAUGGAAUAUUACAAAUUAUGUGAAAUACAAAUAUACUUUACUUCAUAUUUAAUGUCUAAAGAGUUUGUUGUUUACAACACAUUCCUUAAGUAGCACUGUUGUGAAUAAUAUUAUGUUCAGCUAAUAGAAAACAGUAUUUCCUGUUGUGAAUAUUUUGUAUAUUUUCAUGCACUUGUCGCUAUAAGUGCAGACUGUCAUAUUUAGGCAGUGCAUUGUAUUAGCACAAUGAAUUAAAUACAUCAGCAUAAUACAAGUCAAGGAUAUAGAAUAUGUCAUAGUAUUAAUAUGAACACUUGGUACAAUAAAUAACCAAACAAUGUUAUGACUGUAUACUUAUUACAGCUAUUUGCAUAAAUAUUUACAGUAUUUAAUAAUUUUUGAUUCAAGUAAAUUCUUCUAAGGAGUAGAAGUAGUGAGGUAAAAGAUAAUCUUUCAUUAUUGGCUUAAAUACUCUUAUAUCAUGAUUUAAGCCUGUAAUGCUAUCUGGAAGAGUAAUGAAUAAUUUGAUCCCUGCAUAGUAAGCACCUUUCUGAUAACUACUGAGGUUAAUAUUCAGCUGAUGGAGAUCAUUCUUGUGCCUUUUCUCCUUAUAUAGUUGUUGUUUGCAUGUACUUUUGGCUGAGACUGACGGCAAUAAAGAAGGAAUUGAGAAAGUUACUCUCCUUCUUAAUGUUUGUGAGUAACUGGCAGCUUGUAUUAGUCUUCAUCAAUAAUAAUGUACUUCUCAGUGUUUAA
Molecule: messenger RNA, 6331 nt
Organism: Zootermopsis nevadensis
Lineage: Eukaryota; Metazoa; Arthropoda; Insecta; Blattodea; Termopsidae
Source: RefSeq, a predicted model, not a curated record